CGUAAAUUCCAGGAACUCACAAACGCAGAGUGCCUUUAAAUCAAGAAAACUGUAAUUGAUCAUAUCCAACGAUGGAAACCCAGAUAGUAUUCCAGAUUGGUUCCCAUUUCCGAGCAUUCAAAGAUGGUCAUAUUGAGAGAUUCUUUGGCACAGACAUAGUUCCUGCAUCAACAGGCACUACCGUCUCAACCAAGGAUGUCCAGAUUGUGCCAGAAACAGGGGUCUCAGCGCGCGUAUUCAUCCCAAACUCAGUCAAUCCAGAUCAAAAGCUGCCUCUCCUGGUCUAUUUUCAUGGCGGAGCGUUCCUCGUUGGUUCACCAUUUUGUGCUGAAUAUCACAACUUUGUUUCUUCACUGGUAGCCCAAGCCAAUGUCGUCGCUGUGUCUAUUGAAUACAGAUUAGCUCCAGAAAACCCUGUCCCUAUAGCAUAUGAAGACUCAUGGGCUGCACUCAAAUGGGUUGCUUCACAUGAUGGCGGUGUAGGCCAUGAAUCUUGGCUCACAGAUUAUGCUGAUUUCAGCCGAGUUUUCGUCGCCGGCGACAGCGCAGGAGCCAACAUUGCUCACAAUAUGGCACUCCAAGCAGGACUAGGACAAGAUCUGUGUGGGGUGAAGUUAUCUGGGAUUUGCUUGAUUCACCCUUAUUUUGAGAGAAAAGGUGCAGAUUCUGUGAAUGAAUGCUGGGCCUAUGUUUGUCCAACAACGAGUGGGAUUAAUGACACAAGAAUUAACCCAUUUGUGGACUCUAGAUUGUGUAUGCUGGGCUGUGGUAAGGUCUUGGUUUGCAUUGCUGAGAAAGAUUUUUUGAGAGGGAGAGGGUUGUCUUACUAUGAGACAUUGAAGGAGACUAGCUGGGCUGGAGAGGUGGAGAUUUUUGAGACUGAAGGGGAAAAACAUGUUUUCCACUUGUUCAACCCAGGUUGUGAUAAGGCUGUGGCUUUGUUGAAUAGGUUGUCUUCUUUCUUAAAUCAAAUUAGUUAGGGUGUUUUAGCCUUUUAGGGUUCUGUCCUUCCAAGUAUUUUUGUGGGUUCUCUUUGUAUGUCUAAGAGGAAUAAUUGGCAUGGAAUAUGUUGAUUUCCUAUAAAUCAAUCACCAUGCAACAUCCAUGGAUCUAAUAAAAAUAACAAAAAUCGAUAAAUCCAAUAUGUAAGAACAUGAAAGUGGCAGGAUUUUGCAAGAA
Molecule: messenger RNA, 1179 nt
Organism: Tripterygium wilfordii
Lineage: Eukaryota; Viridiplantae; Streptophyta; Magnoliopsida; Celastrales; Celastraceae
Product: probable carboxylesterase 2
Exons: 1
Coding region: 72-980 (302 amino acids)
Molecular function (GO): hydrolase activity
Source: RefSeq, a predicted model, not a curated record